GUGACCUCGUGCUUUAAAAUGGUUCACGUGAAAGAUUAGAAAUCACAGAUCGGCUAGAACAUAAACCAAGAGCAACCAGAGAACAGUAAUGAUGAAGACCUCUCAGUGCCAAACCAGAGUCUCACAGAGCGGCAGCGCAAGCUACGUGAGCGAUCUCAGCACCAGCGCAAUGAACACGCUCAGCAGCACGAGCCUCACGCUUCUUGUUCUCCUCAUCUCAGCGAUCCCAGUAUGCAAAAGUGUUCCAAUACAACAGCAGAGAGCAAAUAUAUACCAGGACCAGCUUCUCAACCAGCUUGAAGAUGUGUGCUCAUCCUACUUUUCUGCAGACCUGCCAUUUCGGACACCUGAUGUUUUGGGAGAACUCUGUGUGUUAAUCCUUGUACAGAAGUCUAAGGACAUGAAAGUGCGGGACAAUCCUAGUAAAAGGGAUGAUCUCCAGGGACCUGAGGGAAUUCAGAGCAGAGGAUACUUCUUGUAUCGGCCAAGAAAUGGAAGAAGAUCCCUAGAAUUUGAUUAAAUGUAAGGUAUGGGGUAUUGAACAGCCACAACCUUCCUAGAGUGGUCCAGACCUCUGCCACAACCCCUUAAUGAUCAUUGUACAGUGAUGUUGAAUGUACACAAUGAAAGAAUCCAAAUAAAAUAGUCUUUAUUGGUCCAAAAGUCUUAUUUGUGUUACAAGGUGUCUUGAAUUAAAAGCAUUGUUAUA
Messenger RNA from Oncorhynchus gorbuscha (pink salmon), 709 nucleotides. RefSeq names its product neuromedin-U-like. The transcript is spliced from 7 exons. NCBI's taxonomy places the organism in Eukaryota, Metazoa, Chordata, Actinopteri, Salmoniformes, Salmonidae. The record is from RefSeq and is a predicted model, not a curated record. The coding region runs from base 89 to 520 and encodes 143 amino acids. Gene Ontology annotation, biological process: regulation of smooth muscle contraction. Gene Ontology annotation, molecular function: neuromedin U receptor binding.